Messenger RNA from Acipenser ruthenus (sterlet), 2134 nucleotides. Its product is annotated as hippocalcin-like protein 1. NCBI's taxonomy places the organism in Eukaryota, Metazoa, Chordata, Actinopteri, Acipenseriformes, Acipenseridae. The transcript has 4 exons. Bases 404 to 985 code for a protein of 193 amino acids. Gene Ontology annotation, molecular function: calcium ion binding. The record is from RefSeq and is a predicted model, not a curated record.
ACAAGUUACAAGGUACUGAGCUCGGUCUGUAGCCGUUCUUUCCUGACAUGUAACAGAGCUUCUGUUGCUGAGCAAACAGUCUCUUUAACAAAUGCUGUCUAUUGAACCUGCUUGACAGAGAUAAAGUAACAGCUUUACUACUCCGAGACAGUUUUUCUUUCUUCAAAAGACUUUCUGUGUUACUGUUGUUACCAACUUGGCAUUCUCGUUCUUGUUUUCGUUGCUGAUUCACCGGGAGGAUUCUAGUCAUUUUCAUUUUCUUCUUUUGAAUUAAAUUAAUGUGUUAGCAAAGAAGGAAAGAAAGCAAAGAACGCAACAGUUUACAUGUUCAGCCGAUCUCCUAAAUAGAAACCAAAAAAAAAAAAUCUUUGUGAAGAAGUCGGUCUAGACAGCGCGUGCGAGGAUGGGGAAGCAGAACAGUAAACUGCGCCCAGAGGUGCUACACGACCUGCGGGAGAACACCGAGUUCACAGACCACGAGCUCCAGGAGUGGUACAAAGGCUUCCUCAAAGACUGUCCCACUGGACACCUGACUGUUGAAGAGUUCAAGAAAAUCUAUGCAAACUUCUUCCCUUACGGAGAUGCAUCCAAGUUUGCAGAGCACGUGUUCCGCACCUUUGACACCAACGGAGACGGGACUAUAGACUUCAGGGAGUUCAUCAUUGCACUCAGUGUCACGUCUCGGGGGAAACUGGAGCAGAAGCUGAAGUGGGCGUUCAGCAUGUAUGACCUUGAUGGGAACGGGUACAUUAGUCGGGGAGAAAUGCUUGAAAUAGUACAGGCGAUUUACAAAAUGGUGUCCUCUGUGAUGAAGAUGCCAGAAGACGAGUCCACUCCAGAGAAGCGCACAGACAAGAUCUUUCAACAAAUGGACGCAAACAAUGAUGGUAAACUUUCUCUUGAGGAGUUUAUUAAAGGUGCCAAGAGCGACCCUUCCAUUGUGCGUUUGUUACAGUGCGACCCCAGCUGUGCAAGUCAGUUCUGAUUGGACAUCUCACCUGUCUGGACACUUUAAAGUGAACCACUGGCUUUGCUUGCAAAUGGAUGCCUUUUCACUCAUUUCUAGAUCAUUGGUGGACACAAAUUCAUUGCCACAUUCUGACGGUUUCUUUUUUCUUUUUUUUUUGUGUAUCAAAGUGGAAGCAGCAUUGUGCUUGACUUAUGCAACAGUUUUAUUUUAGGAUGAUUUAUUAUUAUUAUUAUUAUUAUUAUUAUUAUUAAACCCACAGGUAUAAAUAACUGUUCCAUAUGUCAGCUUCUUUUAAGUUAACUGUUAUGUUUACAGCCAGUUAUAAAGAGCUAAUGUGUAACAAUAAGUAGCUGAUGUAGGUGAGACUGCCCAUUUCGAGAUGCUGUUUUAAAAGAAGCACCUACUGGGGAAGGGUGCACCUGUUUGUCAAAUUCCAACUGAAUGUAGUUAAGAUGUGAAAAGAUGCAUUGAAUUGGUUUGAUAUCUUCUCUUUAGCAGACUUGCUUGUAUGUAUGUAAAUGUAACUCUCUGAAUUUCGUUGCUUAUAUUGUGAAGUAAACUUAUGGGAGCACUAUGUAUUGAAUGAAAUUGUAGUUGUUAAAAAAAACCAAAUAUAUAUAUAUAUAUAUAUAUAUAUAUAUAUAUAUAUAUAUAUAUAUAUAUAUAUAUAUAUAUAUAUAUAUAUAUAUAUAUAUAUAUAUAUAUUAUUUCCAGUACUGAUUCAAAGUGCAGAUUGAUUGGCAAAUGCUAUUCUUUUUUGUGAUGCUUAAUCACUAGUGACUUUGCAUGACCAUAGUUUUGUGGAUAUAUUUGUAUUGAUUUAAGUAAUUAAUGUAACAUUUUAGUAAAUACAAAGAAUGGAAGUUAUUAUUAUUUUUGUUUUUUAAUAUAUAAUUAACAUUACUAUGUUAUUCUUAAUGAUCCUGACCAAAAAGGCUCAGAGUUAAUGUAUAUGUUUUAGUGAAACGUGACCUUUUCAUUGGUGCAGAAUACAACCAAUUACUGGUAGACAGCAUUUGUUGUAUCCUUUUGCAAAAUCUCUAGAUAGAUUACUGUCCAUAUGUUUAUAAUGAACCUUGUGCAUUCCAGUGUUACUUGAUAUUAUUUUCAUCUGCCUACUGCCAACAAAUGUAAUUAAAAAUAAAGUCUACCUUUUUCGUGUGA